Messenger RNA from Eriocheir sinensis (Chinese mitten crab), 4087 nucleotides. Its product is annotated as ABC transporter F family member 4-like. The record is from RefSeq and is a predicted model, not a curated record. The coding region runs from base 1074 to 2459 and encodes 461 amino acids. The transcript has 5 exons. Lineage: Eukaryota; Metazoa; Arthropoda; Malacostraca; Decapoda; Varunidae.
CCCGCCCCCUGCACGGCCCUCCAUGGCGCCCCGGGAAGGUGUGUGGCUCGGGCCGCCUCCUACAGCCAUGCGACGACUACAGGACGCCGAGGGUGGCCGCGGGGCGAGGGGCCAGGCACACACACGAGCACAUGGCCACCAGCCUCACCUGAAGGAAAGGAUGAAGGUGAGCAAGCAUUCAAGAGAGAGAGAGAGAGGAGGGAGGAAGCACUAUGCACCUACCUCCCAUCAGUCUCCCCUUCCCCAUCCACCACGCUCACUGCAGCUCCCCUCCAGUCCACAAGGUUUACCCAAUCAAAACUUUGGGUGUGCAGCCUUUCAACGGACAUCGGUGGAUGGGUAGCAGGUGUCAGGUGGGGGUUGUCUCUCUCCUCCCAAAAUGUUAACCCCGAGGUGAAAACCCAAGGCCUUAUGACUCAGGACUUACGAGCUUGAAUCACUUGCAAGAUACAAGAAAAAGAUGACUCAACAAACUCAUGUGGCCAUUUGGCUCCUCCUUUCUUCCCUCCUUCUCUCUGUGUGCCUUUCCUCUGUCCCUCCACUCGCUACCAUCCACAAUAUCAACUCGGCAGGAAGACAGAGAGAGCAGACAGUAAAUGAAGGAGAAAACGUUGGUAAAAGAGCGAGACUAUUGGAUCAAGACAAAGGACGAGAAGUGGAUGUUGUCCCACUCUUAAGACUGAAUAACGUGAUGUGGAGGGAUAUAGAUAGAGGGGAUGGCUCAGACUUAUUGAAGAGGGACCAUUCUCUCCCAAGGCCACUCCUACAGCAGCCCACCAUGCCUGUGAGGGGAGAAAAAGUGGACAUAAAAGAGAGCACCGACAGCCAAGUCACUCCUGCAUUCACCACUACUGUUGCUGCUACCAAGAAUACGAACACUGCUGCUUCUACUACUACUACUACUACUACCAAGAAUAUGAACACUGCUACUACUGCUGCUGUUACUACCAAGAAUACGAACACUGCUACUACUACUACUACUACUACUACUACGACGCCUCAUCCAGUUGUUCCCACUCCUCCUCCCUUGUCCUCCUCCUCCUCCUGCUCGUCUCCUGCAUUUUGAGAGGGAUAUGCAAAUCCCUCUGUUUUCCCAUCCAGCACCCUUCCCUAGUCAUUCCCCUUCCCUUCCCAGCACUGUCACCCACAUCACCAACACCACCACAACUCUCCCCAAGACAGGCAAGUGGGUAUCAUCUCCGCACUUCAUAGCGGUGGUGUCCAUGACUGUGGCGUGGCUCGUGGCAGUGACGGUCCUGUACUGGAUGACCCGGACAGUCAGGGGAAAACAACUUCUAGAGGCCUGGUCAUCUCUGUUUGCCUGUGAUAAAAAAGAUCAGGAGGAGAAUCAGGUGCUGGCUAAAGGGAUUGGAUACUUUGAUGGGAGCCCUGGUCUGCGGCGCUUUGUUUUAAUUGAAGAUGAUGACGGUGAGGAGGAAGAAGAGGAUAAUGAGGAUGAUCUCUUUGCCUCUGAGUUCAAGGAUGCGAGGAAUAAGGAAGAUAAGGAGACGGAAGGAGAAGGGACAGGAGAAAAUAGGAUGCCGGCAAAAUGGAAACCACCGAGGAAGGGGACUUACAUUCUUCAGGAGGCAUCUAAGAAGGAUGUGUUGGAAGUAGGAACGUAUAGGCUACAGGAAGAGGAGGAGGAUGAUGAGGAGGAGGAAGUGGAUGGCAAGAGGAAGAGGAGGGAGGGAAAGAAAGAGGAGGAGGUGGAGUACAUUCUAGAGGGACCUACCUACAUUUUACAGUCCGAGAGGGUAGGAAGAAGAGGGAUGGAGGAGGCAUAUGGACAGAUAGGGGGAAUAGAAGGGCUGUAUGGUGUUGUUGGAAGGGGACUAGAAGGAUAUGGGAGGAUAGAGGGGCUAGAGAAGGUAUAUAGAAUGAUGGGAAGAGGAGAUGAACAAGGAAGAUAUGGGAGAACAGGAGGAAUAGAGGGACUGUACGGGUUACUACGAGAAGGAGAAACAGGAAGAAGAGAAGAAGGAUAUAAGGAACCAGUAGGAGUAGGAAGAAGAAGAAAAGGAGAGGAGGAUGGAGUAAUACUGUCAGUGAGUGAGUUGGAGGGAGCUGUGGGAGGGAUAGAACACGUGAGGGAAGAAAGUACAGGAGGAGGAGGAAGAGAUGAAGAAAGUGAAGGAAGGCGAGGAGGAUAUGGUGGAAAGCAGAGGGAGGAUGGAGUUAAAGAAGUGAAAAGGAGAUCAUUAGAAGAAAGGAGGGAAAGAGGAGGAAGAAGAACAGAUGAAAGAGAAAGGGAAAAAAGAGAAGUUGGAUAUGCUUUGGGGUGGAGAAGGGGAGCGGCGAGGGCUAACUUGGGAAGGGGUUGGUCGGAGGGAACUGAGGGGUACACCUUACGUUCUCCUCCCCCUCAAAAGAGAGCUGCUUCCUUCCCAAUGGAUCACUUUCUUUCUCACUUAAUGCCCCGCAAGCUCUCCCUCAUUGUGGAGGAAGAAAACCACUGAAAGAAAGUGCCUCAGGUGUAAUACUGUAUCUUUAUCGUGAAAGAGGAGGAAAAGGAGGAGGAUUUGGAGGUGAGAGAGAAAGGGAGAUAAAGAGGGAGAGAGGAGUAAGUAGUUUAGUGCAUGAGAGAGAGAGAAGUGGUUUGUUUGUGUGUUACCUCUCUCUUGCGCUGUAUUAACCAUUUGUACAUAAUACUUGCAUUCACAUUGCUCUCUCUCUCUCAUGUCCUUAAUUUAUUUUACCUGAUGGAAAUUUUAUGUGUGUGAGAUUAUAUUGGACAUUUGCCUUUAGUGUGUGUGUGUGUGUGUGUGUGUGUGUGUGUGUGUGUGUGUGUGUGUGUGUGUGUGUGUGUAUUUACCUAUUUGUAGUCUACCAGGCCUGAGCUAAACUCUAAUAGUCCCAUCUCCAUAUCUACAUUUAUCCAGCCUUUUCUUCAAUUGUUGGACACUGUUCACCUCCACCACCUCUUCUUGCAAGCUGUUCCAUGUGUUAACACUUCUAUGUGGAACACUGUACUUUUUCAACUCUCUGAAACAGGUUCCUUUAUUAAGUUUCUUCCUAUGUCCUCUCAGCCCCUGCAUUCUCACAGUUAAGAAGGGAUCAUCUCUGUCCACCUCAUCAGACUUAUUUACCAACUUAUACAGUGUGAUCAGACCUCCUCUUUCCCUUCUUUGUUCCAGUGUCAUCAAGUCCAUCUCCUUCAGUCUGUCUUCAUACGUCAUACUCAAGAGUUCUGGGACCAUUUUAAUUGCAAUUCUCUGUAUCCUUUCCAACUUUCUGAUAUUAUUCUUUUUGUGAGGCAACCACACAACUGCAGCAUAUUCAAGCUUUGGUCUUAUCAUUAAUGUUAUUAUUUUCUUCAUCAUUUGUUUAUCCAUAAAAUUGAAUGAUACCCUUACAUUUUGCAUCAUCCUGUAGGUUUCUCCAAACAACUUGUUUAUGUGUUUUUUUGGGGAUAGUGUGUCUUGCAUCGUUACUCCCAAGUCUUUUUCUUCAUUUACCACCUUUAGGUUUUCUUCUCCCAUCCUGUAUGUUUUCCUUGGUCUUUUUUUACUUUUCCCCUUUUCUAUAACAUGGCACUUGUUUGCAUUAAAUUCCAUCUCCCAUAACUGGCUCCAUCUAUAUACCUUGUCCAGGUCUUUUUGCAGCUCCUCACAAUCUUCCUCUGUCCUCACUUUCCUUAUUAACUUUGCAACAUCUGCAAAAAGGCUCAUAUAACUUUUUAUACCCUUUGCCAUAUCGUUUAUAUAUAUUAUGAACAUUAUUGGUGCCAGAACUGAGCCUUGGGGAACUCCACUCUCUAAUUUGAUUUCUCCUCUUUAAUCACUGUCCUAAUUUCUCUUCCCAUUAAGUAAUCCUUCUGCCCAUUCCUCCCCACUGCUGUAGUUUCCAGAUUAACCUUUUGUGCAGAACCUUGUCAAAAGCUUUUUUCAAAUUGAGAUAUACACAGCCAGCCCACCCUUCUCUCUCUGCACCAUGUCUGUUGCUCUUGAGUAGAAACAGAGCAAGUUAGUGACACAUGAUUUCCCUUUUCUAAUUCCAAACUGUCCUUCAUUUAUCAUGUUUUCCUUUUCUAAAUGUUUGACCCAUUGUUUUUUAUUAUACUUUCACAAAUCUUGUACAUUACACA